Messenger RNA from Yarrowia lipolytica CLIB122, 1155 nucleotides. RefSeq lists its product as uncharacterized. Gene Ontology annotation, molecular function: magnesium ion transmembrane transporter activity. Lineage: Eukaryota; Fungi; Ascomycota; Dipodascomycetes; Dipodascales. Gene Ontology annotation, biological process: magnesium ion transport. The record is from RefSeq and is a predicted model, not a curated record. Gene Ontology annotation, cellular component: membrane.
AUGGUAGACGAUAAAUACAUUGGACUGGCGCUGGCCAUCUCGUCGUCGCUGGCCAUUGGCACGUCGUUCAUCAUCACCAAGAAGGGUCUCAUGGAUGCCUCCUCCCGACACUCGGCCGACGCCGGCGACUCGUUUGCCUAUCUGAAAAACCCCAUCUGGUGGGCCGGCAUGAUCACCAUGGCGGUCGGCGAGAUAGCCAACUUCGCGGCCUACACGUUUGCGCCGGCGAUUCUUGUCACGCCGCUGGGCGCGCUUUCCGUCAUCAUUGGAGCUGUUCUGGCGUCGUUUUUCCUCAAGGAAAAACUCGGCAUUCUGGGCUCUCUGGGCUGCGCCAUCUGCCUGAUCGGCUCGGUCAUCAUCGUGCUCCAUGCGCCAGCCGACAAGGACGUUCAGACCGUCGACGAGAUUCUCAACUACGCCGUGCAGCCCGGGUUUCUCAUGUAUAUUUGCGCCGUGGCCGCGUUCGCCGGAUUCAUGAUCUACAAGGUGGCCCCACGACUGGGACGAGUCAACCCCAUGAUCUACAUUUCCAUCUGCUCAUCGGUGGGCUCCAUCUCGGUCAUGAGUAUAAAGGCGUUUGGAAUCGCCCUCAAGCUGUCGCUGGGCGGCAACAACCAGUUCACCCACCCAUCCACCUACGUGUUCCUCAUCGUCGUGGCGGUGUGCAUCGUCACCCAGAUGAACUACUUCAACAAGGCCCUCGACCAAUUUGACACCAACAUUGUCAACCCUCUGUACUACGUCACUUUCACCACCUGCACUCUGGCGGCUUCGUUCAUUCUGUUCCAGGGGUUCAACACCAGCUCCGCCGUCGACGUGAUUUCGCUCAUUUGUGGCUUUCUCAUCAUCUUCACCGGAGUCUAUUUGUUGAAUAUCUCCAAGACGGACCCCGAUGGAUCCAACCUCAUGCCCGGCCGGGCUCUGGAUGGCAUUCCCAUGGACAAUGGCGUGGCGUCGCUGCAGACCCGACGGUCGGCCCAGUUUGCCCGAAACUCGCUGCAUCGACGGUCCGAUUCGCUCAGACAGCAUGAGGUGCGGCUCGUCAACGACUACGACGAGGAGCAGUCGCUGGGCAUGACGCGGCUGGAUGAUCUGGACGACGAGGACGACGGCUUUGAUAUUUCCGACGAGAGGGAGUUGUUGAGACGGCACUAG